UGAAAGGCGGAAGAGUAUCUGAAUGAAGUUAAAGUUGUAUAUCAAAACGCUCCGUGAGCCCUUCGUGAGGAUUCCUGAUAUUGUCGGUCUUAAUUAUAAGCAGUAUAAUUAUUCCUGCAGUCAGCAUGGUUCAUGUGUUCGUGUACGGCACACUAAAGAAAGGCCAGUCAAACCACCAUGAACUGAUGAACACUACACACGGUCAAGCUGAUUUCAUCACCUGUGCCCGAACCAAAGAUCCAUACCCAAUGGUGAUCGCCACCGAAGACAAAUACCCCUUCCUGCUGAAUGUGCCCGGCUCUGGACAGCAAGUCUACGGUGAGAUCUACAAGGUUGACCAGAAGAUGCUGGAGUUCCUGGACUGGUUUAAUAAAUGUCCUGAGCUCUACCAGCGCACCCUCAUCCAGCUGAAGAUUCUGAAGGGGAAUGGAGAAUAUGAGAAGGCUUUUGUUUACAGCACCUCUACAUUUGAUCCUGACUGGCUCAACAAACCCACAUUCAAUGUUUAUGAUGCCACCGGUGAUCCUGGACACAAUUGUGUGCCUUGAGAAGACAGGAGAGAUGAUUAACUUCUGGAUCUGUAUCAUGAAGCCACCAGAUUAGCUCGUCAGCCAGUUAAAUUUUUAUUUAGUUUAGUGCACCAAUCCUGGGUUUUAGGUAGGGAUGUCAUCAUCAGGGUUUUUCUGCCCUUGAGUCAGUGUCAUUUGAUUUUGAGUAUCUACUGAUACCUGAUCCGAUACUUCUAAAAUACAUAAGAAAUAAAGAAGAGCGAGGAAACAGAUCAGUGCGUACACACCGAAAGUGGCCGCCCUGGCAACAACGCUGUCUGCCUUCAGCUCCGGCGGCGGCGAGAGCGUCAAAAUUCACUACAUUGAUCUCGUAUUUAAAGGGGCCAUAUCAGUUACAUUCCUGCAUAAAACACGCUUUCUAGCGUGUUGCGCACUUUUUAAAUUCAUUUAACAAUGGAAGAUCACGUUGCACGUGGUGUAGCUUUGCUCCACUUAAUUAUCCAAUAUGUGUCCAUAUGUCUGAAAUAUUCUGAAGCAGCAAUAAUGUUUUGUACUGUCGCAUGAGAUUCCCGCUUUUUUAAAGAUCAGAAUCAGAAUCAGAAAGAGCUUUAUUGCCAGGUAUGUUCACACAUACUAGGAAUUUGUUUUCGUGACAGAGCUUCUACAGUGCAACAACAUUACAGAGACAGGACAAAAAACAGAUAAUAAGUAUAUUUAAAAAAAUAGAAGUAGUGAGUGCAAAUAUACAGAUUGACAAGUGUAUGUAUAUGUAGUGUAUGUUUAUUACUAUAUACAACGUUAUAUGUGCAGCUGUUAUGUGCAAAUUGGCAUGUAAAGUGUGUUAAAUAAGUGUAUACAUGUAUAAAAGUGUAUAGCAAGUAGUGAUGUUGGUUCCACAAUUAUUAUCAUCAAGUGUUCAUGAGAUGGAUUGCCUGAGGGAAGAAACUGUUUCUGUGUCGGGCUGUUCUGGUGCGCAGUGCUCUGUAGCGUCGACCAGAAGGUAACAGUUCAAAGAGGCAGUGUGCUGGGUGUGAGGGGUCCAGAGUGAACCUAUAUAUAACAUUUAUUUUAUAUAGUAUAUACAUAUAUAUAAUAUAAACAUAUAUUUAUAUGAUAAAUAUAUAACGUUACAACAUUAAAGCACAUCAGAAACUUAUUUAAUGCAUGUUCCUGUAAGAAAACAUUGUAAAUAAUUAAAAAUCCGACUAACUCUUGGGAACAACUGUGGUCGGAACCAAAGUUCACAGGUCUGUGUUCUCUGAACUCCUCUCAAGCGGUGGACUUCUUCAUUCUGAUUGCUUGCCGCGUCAUAGCUCAUUACUAUAAAGUUGACUUGAUUUCAACUCUCCUCGACGCCCACACCGGCGAAGACGCGCCGCUGCUCUUCACCGCUUAUCGCCGCCGGCUCUCAUUGAAAAUGAAUGACUUCCGGCUACUUUGACGCUCUCGCCGCUUUCGGUGUUAACAUACGGUUGUGUGGUUCAGUGUAACAGUCAUUUUAGCGGUCGUUAUUGGUAUCUCAUACUCAAACUAAACAGGUGUGUGUGUGUGUGUGUGUGUGUGUGUGUGCGUUUAAGCUUCUGGUUUGUCUGGUCUGGUCUGUUGGUUGUGUGAAUGUGAAACACUCAUUUAACCAGGAUUUCACAUCAGCUAACACCAUUUACCUCUUGUUGAGGGACACAAAAUAAACCACAUGGUCUCAUAUCAUAUCAUACAUCAUCAUAUGUAUUUUGCAAAUAAUCAAUGAAAAAAGGAGGACAACCUUCAGAAAUCACAGAUUUUUUGAGUUAC
This is a messenger RNA of Danio aesculapii, 2300 nucleotides long. Its product is annotated as gamma-glutamylaminecyclotransferase A-like. The transcript has 2 exons. NCBI's taxonomy places the organism in Eukaryota, Metazoa, Chordata, Actinopteri, Cypriniformes, Danionidae. Bases 126 to 548 code for a protein of 140 amino acids. The record is from RefSeq and is a predicted model, not a curated record. Gene Ontology annotation, molecular function: gamma-glutamylaminecyclotransferase activity.